Messenger RNA from Diaporthe citri, 360 nucleotides. RefSeq lists its product as uncharacterized. Lineage: Eukaryota; Fungi; Ascomycota; Sordariomycetes; Diaporthales; Diaporthaceae. The record is from RefSeq and is a predicted model, not a curated record. The transcript is spliced from 2 exons. The coding region runs from base 1 to 360 and encodes 119 amino acids.
AUGGAAGACAUGCAGAAGGUCGAAGGUCACGUCAAGUCCCUGCAUGUUGUCAAUGGAAGCUUCGAAGUGAAACGUCGUGCCGUGCUUCAAAAGCCCCACAUUUUCUACUCUGAAGCAGCCGAGGCAAACUGCCUCCACCGCGCGGCCAACUCCAGCGAGACAGCCGCGCAGAGAAUCCAGUGUCAACAAGCCGCGAUGGACUCACAGCUGCAACGCAUCGACGAUUCGCUUGGUCGUAGCAUCAAAGACCAGACCACUGUUUCUGGUGACGAUAUUCUGCUGGGCAUCGGCUCGCAGUUCGACAGCGGUUCUGACCCGGCUCCUCUCACUACCGAGCAUGGUCACGGAGGUCAUCACUAG